AUGGCGUCCGCCGACUCUUUCAUCAUCCACGACGACAACUCCGCCUCGACCGACAAUGACGAGCUCGAUUCCCUGCCAUCCAUCUCCAGCAGCGUGAUUGACUCCGAGGCUGACUCCGAGGCGCAGGCCGAGUGGGAGCGAAGCUUGGAGCAGAUGCAGCUGAUGCUGACCAUGAUCAUUGUUCCUUUUGUCGGCAAAUACUUUGGCAGGAAGUUUGCCUUCUGGAGUUGGGGUCGCUACAUGGAAUGGAUGCACAACGUCGAGAUUAGGUGGACGAACAAAGCCAAGUUCAAGGCCGUGGGAGUGGCAGAGGCGGCGGCAACGCUGUGAACAGGGCGGCAGUUAUCAUUUUGAUGACGACUCAACGCUUGAUGCAUGGUCGAUCGUCAAUCGGGGUGCAGUCUAUGGCAACGGGUCGCGUGUGUGCAAAAGACGUACAAAUAUUGGCGUUGGGAGUUUUGGGAGGGGAAACGCAUAGAACGACAGCCAGGGCGUCGCGUAGCUUUCCACAUGAUAAAAUAAGGUCGAUACAAUCAGCAUAUGAAUCAAGCA
Molecule: messenger RNA, 552 nt
Organism: Verticillium alfalfae VaMs.102
Lineage: Eukaryota; Fungi; Ascomycota; Sordariomycetes; Glomerellales; Plectosphaerellaceae
Exons: 2
Coding region: 1-330 (109 amino acids)
Biological process (GO): mitochondrial outer membrane translocase complex assembly; protein insertion into mitochondrial outer membrane
Cellular component (GO): mitochondrial outer membrane
Source: RefSeq, a predicted model, not a curated record